AUGGCAUUAUUCCUUACUCGCUCAGCUCCCCGCUCUUUGACAGCUCUGAACUUUUCCCUUCGCGCUACUCGUCCCUCUACCUCCCCCUUCCUCCGCCGAGGACUUGCAACAGCCACCGAGGAGCAACCACGGUUACGGUUAGGAAGCAUAGCCCCCAAUUUCUCCGCCAAAACCACACAGGGUGAUAUUGACUUCCACUCAUGGCUCGGCGGAAAGUGGGCCAUCUUAUUCUCUCACCCAGCAGACUUCACCCCAGUCUGCACCACGGAGCUUGGAGCUUUUGCGAAACUGAAGCCCGAGUUUGACAGGAGAGGCGUGAAGAUGAUUGGACUCUCCGUCAACGACCUCUCUUCCCACGGCCGCUGGAUUGCCGACAUUAACGAGACAUCCAAGACCAAGUUGCAGUUCCCCAUAAUCGCAGAUGCCGAUCGCAAGAUAGCAUAUACAUACGACAUGGUUGACGCCCAAGACGUGACGAACAAAGACGAGAAGGGUAUCGCGUUUACUAUAAGGAGCGUCUUCGUGAUCGAUCCCCAGAAGAAGAUUAGGUUGACAAUGAUGUACCCGGCCAGCACGGGCAGGAAUACAAGUGAAGUACUACGGGUGAUCGAUUCGUUGCAAACUGGCGAUGGGAAGGGUGUCACGACACCGAUUGACUGGAUACCUGGCGAUGAUGUUAUUGUACCGCCAAGCGUAUCCACGGAGGAUGCGAGGAAGAAGUUUGGGGAGGUUAGGGUAGUUUAUGUGAGUGCUGUCUCCAAGACAGCGCUGAUCGUCUUCAUUCAAGAAUUUACGCUCUGGCAGAGUGGAACCGGAGGCAUAAUUCUUUUCAGGGCCGCGGAGUCGAGUCUCAGCCUGUAUCAUCAUAAGAUCAGUCCAUACGAUGACUGCUGGACUCCUUUCCAGGAUUUGCCGCCACGGCUUGUGUUUUCCCAAAGAUGGAACGAUUUCGCUGAUACCAGUACAGAAGGAAAGAACGAUUGA
Messenger RNA from Letharia columbiana, 984 nucleotides. RefSeq lists its product as uncharacterized. NCBI's taxonomy places the organism in Eukaryota, Fungi, Ascomycota, Lecanoromycetes, Lecanorales, Parmeliaceae. Gene Ontology annotation, cellular component: cytosol; mitochondrion. Gene Ontology annotation, molecular function: thioredoxin peroxidase activity. Bases 1 to 984 code for a protein of 327 amino acids. Gene Ontology annotation, biological process: cellular response to oxidative stress; cell redox homeostasis; cellular oxidant detoxification. The record is from RefSeq and is a predicted model, not a curated record. The transcript is spliced from 2 exons.